Messenger RNA from Micromonas pusilla CCMP1545, 729 nucleotides. RefSeq lists its product as uncharacterized. The transcript is spliced from 2 exons. Lineage: Eukaryota; Viridiplantae; Chlorophyta; Mamiellophyceae; Mamiellales; Mamiellaceae. The record is from RefSeq and is a predicted model, not a curated record. The annotation marks the transcript as partial.
AUGGUGCUGUACACGCUCACGGAUUACAACGGCGAGGGAGGCGGGCGCGUGCGCAUCGGUGGAAAUCGACUCGCGGGUACCGGCUCCGGACCGCGGCGCACGGUUGACGUCGCCGCCGGGGUGAAGCACAGCGUCGUCGUCACGGAACAAAACGAAGUCGCCGCUUUCGGGACGGACGAGAGCGGAAGCACCGGCCAGGGCGACGGCGGCGAGGGGAAGAUGCACAGGGUACCGCGGUGGAUGUACUGGAUAUCAAACGAGACCACGCGGAUAUUAUCCUGCGCCGCGGGAGAGGCGCACACCGUGCUCCUGUCCGCGGGAGGUACCGCGCUCACCGUCGGCCGCGGCGACGUCGGUCAGCUCGGGCAGGGCGCGACGAGGAAGUGCCUCACCCCGCGACGCAUCGAAGCGCUGUCCGGGAUGAAGAUCGUCACGGAAGUCUGCGGCGGACGCUCGCACACGGUGAUUCUCACCGCCGCGGGCAAGGUAUACACGUGUGGGCGGUCGAACAGGGGACAAACCGGUCAGGGAGAUGACCAGACGCGGCUCAUCGUGACCGCGAUUCCUUCCAUGAUCAAUCUCUCGUGUGUGCAGAUAGCGGCCGGGGACGAGCAUACCGUGAUGCUCACUACGCUCGGACACGUCUACGUGUGCGGCAAAAACGACACCGGCCAGUUAGGCGACGGUACUUUGGACGACAGCUUCAUCCCGAAGACGUUGCAGCCGAUC